CUCGCUUGACUUCGCUCCGGCGUCGCUCGUUGUGGAUGUCUUUCCAGCCAGCGGCGUCUUUAGGGCCGGGCAGGGUUGCGGUGGUUGGUGCGUGAGGAGGGGGUCCCCAGCGCGGCCUCUCUCGAUGGGCCUCAGCCGCCUCGCGGAACUUGCGCCAUGGCUGCCCUUUACCAGAGCGCGGACCCGUCGGCCUCGGCCUCCCCAAACAAGCUGCUGGCGCUGAAGGACGUCAGGCAGGUGAAGGAGGAGACCACCCUGGAUGAGAAGCUCUUCCUCUUGGCGUGCGACAAAGGUGAUUACUACAUGGUGAAGAAGCUCUUGGAAGAGAAUAGCUCUGGUGAAAUGAACAUUAAUUGUGUGGAUGUGCUUGGGAGGAAUGCUGUUACCAUAACCAUCGAAAAUGAGAAUUUAGACAUAUUGCAAUUACUUUUGGAUUAUGGGUGCCAGUCCACAGAUGCACUUUUGGUGGCCAUUGACUCAGAAGUUGUGGGAGCGGUGGACAUACUACUCAAUCAUCGGCCAAAACGAUCUUCUAGACCAACAAUUGUUAAAUUGAUGGAACGUAUGCAGAAUCCAGAAUAUUCAACAACUAUGGACGUGGCCCCUGUCAUUUUAGCUGCUCACCGUAACAACUAUGAAAUCCUUACAAUGCUGUUAAAACAGGAUAUAUCCCUUCCCAAACCUCAUGCUGUGGGCUGUGAAUGCACAUUAUGUACAGCCAAGAACAAAAAAGAUAGUCUACGACAUUCCAGAUUUCGCCUUGAUAUAUAUCGGUGUUUGGCUAGUCCUGCCUUAAUAAUGUUGACUGAGGAGGAUCCAAUUCUAAGAGCUUUUGAGCUUAGUGCAGACUUAACAGAACUCAGCCUUGUAGAAGUUGAAUUCAGGAAUGAUUAUGAAGAACUAGCUCAGCAGUGUAAAACUUUUGCUAAAGACUUGCUUGCACAGGCACGGAAUUCAAGGGAACUUGAAGUUAUAUUAAACCAUACAGCAACUGAUGAGCAUGUGGAUAAACGAGGACUGCUAGAAGAAAGAAUGAAUCUGAGCCGCCUAAAGCUAGCUAUUAAGUAUAAUCAGAAGGAGUUUGUUUCUCAAUCCAAUUGCCAGCAGUUUCUUAACACUGUCUGGUUUGGACAAAUGGCUGGUUAUCGCCGCAAGCACACCUUUAAGAAGAUUUUUACAGUUUUGACAGUCGGAAUCUUUUGGCCUGUACUGUCUUUUUGUUAUUUAUUGGCUCCAAAAUCGCGAAUAGGGCGAAUAAUUCACACUCCUUUUAUGAAGUUUAUUAUACAUGGAGCUUCGUAUUUCACAUUUUUGCUAUUACUUAAUUUGUACUCAGUAGUCUAUAAUGAAGAUAAAAAAAACACAAUGGGACCAGCAUUGGAAAGAAUUGACUAUCUUCUAAUACUGUGGCUUAUAGGAAUGGUGUGGUCAGAUGUCAAAAGACUUUGGUAUGAAGGUUUGGAAGACUUCCUAGAUGAAUCUCGGAAUCAACUUAGUUUUGUUAUGAAUUCUCUCUAUUUAGCAACAUUUGCUCUCAAAAUAGUUGCCCACAACAAGUUCCAUGAUUUUGCUGAGAGAAAGGAUUGGGAUGCUUUCCAUCCUACGCUGGUGGCAGAAGGUCUGUUUGCUUUUGCUAAUGUUCUCAGUUAUCUCCGACUUUUCUUCAUGUAUACCACAAGUUCUGUCCUAGGGCCUCUUCAGAUUUCAAUGGGGCAGAUGUUGCAAGACUUUGGAAAAUUUAUUGGAAUGUUUCUUCUUGUAUUGUUCUCGUUCACUAUUGGAUUGACUCAACUCUAUGACAAAGAAUUCCCUGUAGAUGAAGAGAAGGACUGUGCUGGGAUCUUUUGCGAACAGCAAAGCAAUGACACAUUCCACUCGUUCAUUGGUACCUGUUUUGCCCUGUUCUGGUAUAUAUUUUCUCUUGCGCACGUAGCAAUAUUUGUUACCAGAUUUAAUUAUGGUGAAGAGCUGCAGUCGUCUGUGGGUGCUGUUAUUGUUGGCACAUAUAAUGUAGUAGUGGUAAUUGUCCUUACAAAGCUCUUAGUGGCGAUGCUUCAUAAAAGUUUUCAGCUGAUAGCAAAUCAUGAGGACAAAGAAUGGAAGUUCGCUCGUGCUAAGCUCUGGCUCAGCUACUUUGAUGACAAAUGUACAUUACCUCCACCUUUCAAUAUAAUUCCUUCUCCAAAGACUAUCUGCUAUCUGUUUAACAGCCUCAGUAAAUGGAUCUGUUCUCAUACAUCAUCUGGCAAAGUCAAGCGGCAAAAUAGCUUAAAGGAGUGGAAAAAUCUGAAACAAAAGAGGAAUGAGAAUUACCAAAAAGUGAUGUGUUGCUUAGUUCAUCGUUACUUGACUUCCAUGAGACAGAGAAUGCAAAGCACAGAUCAGGCAACUGUAGAAAACCUCAAUGAACUACGGCAGGACUUAUCAAAAUUCCGAAAUGAAAUGAGAGAUCUGCUUGGCUUCCGGACUUCUAAAUAUGCCAUAUUUUAUCAAAGAAAUUAAGAUUCAGAAUGCAAAAAAUUAGGUAAACUCAUCGAAAUAUAUUUGUUUCAUCCCAAAUGACAACCAUUUUUAGUAAGUACUUUAAACAGUAUCAUUGCAUGAGCUGGAGUCAAGUUCAGGUGUGAAAGAAUAUCACUGUUUAUGUAUUUUUGAAGCUUUUAUUAUGUGUAUAGCGUGUAAUAUUUGUACAUAGUCAAUUGGAGCAUAACAGAUUUCAUUGAAAGUGUGACUGACUUUAGUUUCAUGGCUUGAGUGCUGAAGAAAUGGUUUCUGAAGAUUUUAAGUUUGUUUUCCAAUUAUGAAUGAAUUUGCCUUGUUAAUUAGGUGCCAAGUAUAAUUAAGGUCCCAAGCUCUGGGUUCAUGUGGACUACUUUCUAGCUAAAAUUUUGCACUUCUGGUUGGACUGAUUUUUUCUUAUCUAAAGUCCACAUUUUUAGGAAAAACAAAUUCCCUUAACAUUUACUUGCUAUUAACAAUCAAGCUAAAUUGAUUAAUUUAUUACUAGAAAUUACUGCUAUGUGCGAAAUUCAGAGGAAGAAUCCAAUGCAAAAAUGCUGAAUUAAUAUAGGAUCUCUUGAUGAAUCUUGUCUUACUCCAAGCUUAAACAAGCCUCACUUAACUGCAGGAGUUAAUAGCUUAGCUUAGCCCACCGUUUAUAAAUGUGAAUUAGUUUACUUAUUGUGUUUCACGCUGCAACUUUCUUGAUUAGAUCUAAUUCUAUGUUCAUCUUAUGCAACCCAUCCUUCAACAUUUAGAACUGGUUCUCAUCUACCUUGAAUAAACUGAUUUCUCUUUGAUUGUU
Messenger RNA from Sphaerodactylus townsendi, 3304 nucleotides. It is a transcript of the gene TRPC1, whose product is annotated as transient receptor potential cation channel subfamily C member 1. The record is from RefSeq and is a predicted model, not a curated record. NCBI's taxonomy places the organism in Eukaryota, Metazoa, Chordata, Lepidosauria, Squamata, Sphaerodactylidae. Bases 157 to 2502 code for a protein of 781 amino acids. The transcript has 13 exons. Gene Ontology annotation, molecular function: inositol 1,4,5 trisphosphate binding; protein binding; store-operated calcium channel activity. Gene Ontology annotation, cellular component: cation channel complex; membrane. Gene Ontology annotation, biological process: calcium ion transmembrane transport; manganese ion transport; regulation of cytosolic calcium ion concentration.